Messenger RNA from Bufo bufo (common toad), 3580 nucleotides. RefSeq names its product karyopherin subunit alpha 4 (gene KPNA4). Gene Ontology annotation, biological process: NLS-bearing protein import into nucleus. The transcript is spliced from 17 exons. Gene Ontology annotation, molecular function: nuclear import signal receptor activity; protein binding. Gene Ontology annotation, cellular component: nucleus; nucleoplasm; cytoplasm. NCBI's taxonomy places the organism in Eukaryota, Metazoa, Chordata, Amphibia, Anura, Bufonidae. Bases 244 to 1809 code for a protein of 521 amino acids. The record is from RefSeq and is a predicted model, not a curated record.
GGGGAUUCCUGUGUGUGGGCUGAGUCAUCUUCACCAGUUCGAGGCUUUCUUGUUACCGGCAUUCCGCCCAGACUAGCGGCUGGACACAGCGGGGUUGCUGCGGCGCUUACCGGAGAGACGUUGCUACAGCGGUCCUGGUCCAGGCUCCGUGAGGCGUACGAGGCUAGCACGAGCUCCGUCCACCGGAGCCUUCUCGUUCUCUGACACAGACGGGCGGCUGAGAGAGGCCCCGGCGCUCCCAUCAUGGCGGACAACGACAAGCUGGAUAACCAGCGGCUGAAGAAUUUCAAGAACAAAGGCCGCGACUUAGAGAGCAUGAGAAGACAGAGGAAUGAAGUUGUGGUGGAGCUAAGAAAGAAUAAAAGAGAUGAGCAUCUGUUAAAAAGAAGAAAUGUUCCCCAUGACGAUGCUUGUGAGGACUCUGAUGUGGAUGCGGAUUUCAAAGUGCAAAAUACAUCUUUGGAAGCAAUUGUGCAGAAUGCAUCCAGUGACCAUCAAGGUAUUCAGCUCAGUGCUGUUCAGGCCGCAAGGAAACUUUUGUCCAGCGAUCGUAAUCCACCAAUUGAUGAUCUCAUAAAAUCGGGAAUUUUGCCAAUUUUGGUCCACUGUCUAGAAAGAGAUGACAAUCCAUCCCUCCAGUUUGAAGCUGCGUGGGCUCUCACCAACAUUGCUUCAGGAACAUCUGAGCAAACACAAGCUGUGGUCCAAUCACAUGCUGUUCCUCUGUUCUUAAGAUUGUUGCAUUCUCCUCAUCAGAAUGUUUGUGAGCAAGCUGUGUGGGCACUGGGCAACAUAAUUGGUGAUGGGCCACAAUGCAGGGAUUAUGUCAUCAGCCUUGGCGUGGUGAAGCCUUUGCUAUCUUUCAUCAACCCAUCUAUACCCAUUACAUUUUUGAGAAAUGUCACUUGGGUGAUGGUAAACUUGUGUCGGCAUAAAGACCCUCCACCGCCUAUGGAGACCAUUCAGGAGAUUCUGCCAGCACUUUGUGUUCUCAUUCACCACACCGAUGUAAAUAUUUUGGUGGACACAGUGUGGGCGCUCUCCUAUCUAACAGAUGCUGGGAAUGAGCAAAUUCAGAUGGUAAUAGACUCUGGGAUUGUGACCAACCUGGUUCCUCUUCUAAGCAACCCAGAAGUAAAAGUGCAGACUGCUGCCUUGAGAGCUGUGGGUAAUAUAGUCACUGGAACAGAUGAGCAGACCCAGGUUGUCCUGAACUGUGAUGCACUUUCACACUUUCCAGCAUUGCUUACUCAUGUCAAAGAGAAGAUUAACAAGGAGGCUGUAUGGUUUUUGUCGAACAUCACAGCAGGCAACCAGCAACAAGUGCAAGCGGUUAUUGAUGCCAACCUUGUACCGAUGAUCAUACACCUGCUGGAUAAGGGUGAUUUUGGGACCCAGAAAGAAGCGGCAUGGGCUAUUAGCAAUUUAACAAUUAGUGGAAGAAAAGACCAAGUUGCAUAUCUUAUCCAACAAAAUGUGAUUCCACCAUUCUGCAGCCUGUUGACUGUGAAAGAUGCCCAAGUCAUACAAGUAGUGUUAGAUGGAUUGAGCAACAUAUUAAAAAUGGCAGAUGACGAGGCGGAAACUAUAGCCAAUCUUAUUGAAGAAUGUGGAGGCCUGGAAAAAAUCGAACAGCUGCAGAGUCAUGAGAAUGAAGAUAUCUACAAACUGGCGUUUGAAAUAAUCGACCAGUUUUUCUCAUCAGAUGAUAUUGAUGAAGAUUCUAGCCUUGUUCCUGAGACAAUACAAGGUGGAACAUUCAAUUUCAAUUCGGCUGCCAAUGUACCAGCAGAAGGGUUCCAGUUUUAGGAAGAAUGGUUGGAAGUUAGGUACAGUGCAGCGCUGAAACUGGUUUGAUCCAUCAAGCUUGGCUCAUGGGAUCUGCUGCUGCAUUAAUCGGAGACAGAAAUGUGAGGACUUCAUUUGGAUGACCGUAAAGACCAAAUGAUGUCAAGAUGGCGAGUGGGUGCGAGUGAGAAUGAGUGGCAAAUGUAAUGAAAACUUCACACCGAAUGCUUAUAUAGGUUGUGCAGAGGAAAAGGGCUACAGGUCAAAGAUCUUCAGUGCCUGAGAGGGAUCAUUGAUCUAACAGAGCAAAUGAGGAAAAUGCAGUACUGUCAUCAUCAAGCCUUGUAAGCAUUAAAGAAAAACAUAUGGGUAGGAUGCCCACACAAGUCCAAGGAGAAUGAGCCCAGGCCUUGCUAAGAAGCUCCGUAUGAAUGGACAGCAAUGAAUGAAUGUCCCGGACACUGUCGUGGAGCUAGGCUCAUUUUUACAAAUGUGAGGCAAUUCACUCAUGAAGCAGACUCCCAGUCCAGGAGUGGCGUGUGUACGAGAGUAUGGGUGUGGUGCUGUAUGUGGACGCAUGCAAGCUUGAAUCGCCUUCAGAGGGUUGAUCCUAAACCUAGAAAACUAAGUUCAUAAGUGUUACCUUACACUGGACAUCAAAACAAAGACCGCUAUAGCAGCAGAUUUUGGUUUACUCUGCAGCCUGUGUGCUUUUUUUUUUUUUUUUUUUUUUUUUUUACUUUCCUUUUUAUUUUUUUAUUUUAGUUUAACUUGUAUGGCUUGUAUAUUUUAAGUUGCUUAGAAAAGAAGGAAAUUGAAGAAGGCAACCCUGUGCACCUGCACCAGAUAAAUGUACGAUGUUAUGCAAACUGUUCCAUAUCAUCAAUGCUGAUUUUGUAUACAAAAAGAUACGCAUGAAAAGUAGACGUUCCCCCUUAUUUUCUGUUUCUCCCCAGUUCAUGAGAUGCCAUACAGAAAAAAAGAUGGUUUCACGCAAUCCUUUCAUUUUCAUGAGUAUAUUUGCAUGUGGCAACGAGCAGCAUAGUUUUCUUUUUUUCCUUAGAUACAUUUAGAGUCCUGUACUGAUGUUUCAGUUGUGGUAGACACUGUGCUGUGUUCAAUCCUAUUAGUUCUCAAACAUUUGUUUUCUAUGAAAAUGAUAUGGACACUUCUCAAACGAUAUUUGGUGCAUUUGUACUGCUACGUUCAGAUUAUUAGGAGGUGUGAUUUAGAUGUACAAACUGAUUCAUGGUUUCAACACCUUUCACCUGCCUAAGCCCUUGCGUUGUUUUAGUCUUUUAUCUAUAGAUGUAGGCAGCCAUGAACAAUCUAUUUUGAGCCACUUUAGGGAGAUAACUUUGUAUUUUUUAAAACUUGCAUUGAGGAGAUGCAAGUGACUUUUAAUUGGAAGACUGCCUCGUUCUGAGGUAAUGCACACUAAAUUAAAAGCAACAGGGAUUUCUAGAAAUACCAGAACUCUUAAUAAGGUGGCUCAUUGUAGGAAAUGCUGUGCCUUCCCUCUGAGCACAAGUGUUGCAUGAACAACCUAGAACUAUAGCCACCAUUAGCAUCAAUAUCUACCUUUGUGUUAAAGAUAACUGGUAAAACACUGUAGAGUGGAUACAAUUAUUUUGUGAAUCUUACUUUGUUGGAUUAGAGUAUUUUUGCAGCAUUCCUAAUCAUCUGAGACAUGGUUACAGUUUAAAUCUAGAAACAGAAGCUAGCUUGUAAACAUAUUCAUGUAGAAGACAAGCUAGACUGUCGUGGGAAAUAAAGAAUAAUCCUGAAGACA